GUUGAAUGGUUGCCACGGGAGAUUAAAGGAUUCUUCAAACAUGCAUGAAAGAAUCAAAGCAACACUCCAAGUAUGUUUUAGAUUUACCAUUAUAAUGUUACAAAGUCUAUUUUACAUAACACUGCCCCUUUAAGGCUCUGCAGUUCAGCUUAGUGCUAUACCGAGAUGUCGCCGUCAACAUUUUUUGCAGACCUAUGUGUUUUGCUGUAAUUUUUCCACCCGUCAUCAAUAAAAACUUAACUACUGUAUCUAAGCGUGAUGAAUUGUGGCGGCUCUGUCACAGAUUGACGUCUUUCAUUUUCCAAAUCCCUUUUGGCGUCUUGCUUCUUCUCCGGGCCGUUUCCUUCAUGCAUCCUCUUUAGCCACGCUCCUUGUAAUUGCAUCACUAUAUUACACUCGACAGUUUUAAAUGAGACUUCCUCUUAAUUUUAGCAUCAUUCAUUUUCGGGGCAGAUGGAAGUGGGAUCUUCCUCGUUCUUCUUUUGUGUCUUGAUGAAAGCUUUCAGAAGAUUUCCUCGGCCUUCUCAAGCAGUGUGGGAGGUUUAGGCUGUAUAAUUUUCACUAACUGCAUGUACAAGACCUAAAAUAAAACAUUAAUUCCAAACGUAUCUACAGAAAUAUUUUGGAGUGAAAUGAUGUCUAUCUAAUUAAUCAAUCAAAUAGUGAUUAUGCCGCUUUUAUCUGUGAUUUGUGUUGUUUAGUCAUACUAAAAUAGUUUUCUUUUACGGCCAGUUAAGUCCAGAAAUCAGACUCCGUCUUUUCAACCAUUAUUCACUCGGAGCAAAGCAUAAAGUUACAAAAAAGUAUCAAAAUUAUGAAAAGAAGCAGUUACAGUAGAUGGAUAAUACUUAAAUUAAAUAGCACUGAUGUAAUGUGAUGUUGGUUAUUUAAGUUACUAAGAAAAAUCUUUUUUUUUAAAAGAUGACUCUUUAUGUUCACUAAGCAAUAUUUUCCUUUAAGGCUGGAAUUAGAUUUAUUUACCACAAACACAGCUACUUCCUACAACUUAUUUUUAAUAACUUGUCACAAACAACUAAGUUAGCUGCAAAGUGCUAUGUUAUGUUUUACAUCUGGAACAUCUGGGAUUCAAAUGUCCCACAAAUUUACAGCAAAUGUAAUUAAAUGUGCCACAGAUGAUUACACAGAAUAAAUAAAUAUCCUUUGAUAAUUGUAUACAUUUAUUUUUUAAUCAUUUAAAUAAAUCCUGUGGUUCUGUCAUCAGUACCUAUUACUAAAAGUAAAAAAAGUUUAGUACCUACUGUCUGAUGUAGUUUUUUAUUUUUAUGACUAAUUGUUUGAGUCAUGACUUUUCAUUUUAACAUAAUAGCGACCUAUAGUUGAUAGUCUUAUAUUCCACUUUGUGACAUUAAAUUGUCCAGUCGGGGCAGAUUUUAACUUCCAUAAAGCUUUCAGUGCAGCAUUUCAUUAAAAUACUAAUCAAUAAUCUAGUUUGAUUUGAAACCUGCAUUUAAAAGAUAAAAAUUGAUAUUCUCAGUGUUAAUGUCAAUUACAAAAUCCUUUCUUUUUAUGACAAAAAAGAUGAAAAGUCUUCAUUAUGUCUACAGAUAGCUGUUAAUAUUAACAUUGGUGGAAAAUAUGCCUCCUGUCUAGAUUGAAGUAAGCAUUUGCAUAUGUAAAAAAAAAGGGAACAAAAUGUUCUGCUACCAAUACGCGAGCAAUUAUUCGUGCCUGUAGAGGGCACUAUUGAGCAGACUUGAAUUUCUCAGCUUUGUCUUGUUUUGUUUUUAUCUUCAAUCUGUCCAUGUUAUGAUGAAUAAAAGGCAGUCUAGAAUAAAAAGAAUUCAUAUGUAUAAACAUCUGGAAAAUCUCUUCUCUUUAUGUUUGUAAAGGAUCUCUUACUAUGCUCCCUUCUAUAAAAGAUGAGUGUAAGAUAAAGCAGUCGUUUGAAAGCAAUAACCUUCUCAGGCUACUCUGUCACUUUGAAGCUUGUGUUUUGACUUGAUUUCCGCUGGCUUACAGUGUGAGUGAGGAGCUGUGUACAUCCCUAAGUAUGCUACAGCUACAUUAUAUCCUAGCUGACACAUGGCUUCCCUUAGGGAGGUUUCCUUGACGGGGUCACAUGCCGCACAUGAGUAACACAGACUGAGGCUGGAAAUUAUGCGAGUGGACCCUCUCCUCUCUCUCACUCCUUUUUUGUACGCAUACACAAUGGUUUUGCUUCGCCUUAUCCAGCAACUCUGUGGCACUUUAGAGCUUUAAAGGUUUGGAGAGAGCAGCACCUAGAAUGAUCCACACCAUCUGCUUUAAAAAAAAAACAAAAAAACGGAUGUAACAAUAAACAGAGAGGGAGAAAUUCCUGUUACACUAACACAGCAAAAACACGCAGUGCCUCACAAAAGAAUUCAUGGUGAAGCAAUUUACUCUCAUUAGAUUAAAAGAUUAUGAAAGAACAGCAAACCUGCCAGGACAUUUGAAUUGCUUAGACUUUUUUUUUUUUGAAGAAGAAGAAGAAACAUUUAGAAAUUGAACCACUUGACUUACAUGCUACUUCAAUACUAAUAAGUGUGACACACUACUAGCUGGUAAGUUUGAAAUGUAGUCGAAACUCAAGAAUUGCGGGUAGAAAUUGUAAGAAUUUGUAGCCUCAAACAAUGGCUGUUUGGGCGUCGCCAUUUUGGAAUCCCAACAACUCAAAGAAUGUUAAUGGGGUGUUCCAUUUGUAGUCAAAGGCAACAAAUCCCAGCUCUCCAGCUGGAAAGAAAUCAUCCAGAAUGCUCCUCAAAGUUGGACUUCCCACUCGGAAAGCCAGAGAGUCAAUUUUGAGAUCCAACAUGGCCGCUCCUAGCAUCAACAAUAGCAAGCUGUGGUGGAAACAUGUUUAUUUUAUAACACACACUUGUACUACGUUUAUAAUCAAUGUUACAUGUAGCUCUGACAACUGUAAAAGAACCAAUUAAAACUGGUGUUUGCAUGAAGAAGUACGUCUUAAGAUUAAGUUUGUAAGAGGUGCUACAAACAAUGGUGACUUGGGUGUUGCCGUAUUGGAAUAUCAACCACUCUCACUCCUCCCAGUAUGCUAACAGUGUGUUCUGUUUGUAGUGAGGACUUGGAAAUCAGCUGGAAUGCCCCCGAAAUCGGACUUCCCACUCAAAAAGUCAAAGAAAUCUCAAUCGACAUUUUUGAGAUCAAAUAUAUCCCAGGUUCAGCAGUAGUAAGCUGUGCUGGAAACAUGUUUAUUUUACAAGACUACAAGCGUAUUUAGAAUGAAUGAUACCCUUAGCUCCGGCAACAAUAAGCCCAAACAAAUUAAAAGUGUUUGCUUAUGGAAAAUACAGCUUAAAACAAUCUUUGCAAGAGGUGGCACAAACAGUGACUACUGUAUUGAAAUCCCGACUUCUCCCUUUAUGCUAGCAGGAAUGAUGGUUAACUCGGGUGUGACGUCAUUCCCAGCUCCAACUUCCGAGAUAAAUGGAACCAGCGUCACACUUCUCAUGCCUUGAUUUAACACACCAUUACCAUGUUUUACUCCACAAUAAAACAUGGUAAUGGCGGCAUUAUGCUGUUAGAAGAAGGUCAAAGAAGGUCAAAGUUGAUGAACAUGGAAGGAGCAAAAUGCAAAUUUGUAUUCAAACAGAUUUUUAAAUGUCAAAUAAAAUAAGAAGGAGAUACAUAAAGGUUGGAAGUCUGAAUAUUUUAAAGAGGUCUGAAUACUUUUGGAAGGUACGUUCUGGGGAGAUUUUCUUCUGUUUUCCUGUAGCAGCCUGGAGGCUUUUUUAUCCCACAUAUCAAUUUAGCAGCUACUAAAUAGCAAUUUGUAUGAUCAGAAUUCCAUCUCUACAACUUAAACGUGUGAUUACAUGUUCUAGGACAGCAAUUUGUGGUUAGGGUGCCAAUAUUUGUCAGUCCUGAUGAAAGAUUUAAACUCUGUUAUGGCAUAGAGGGGGAUCCCUGUAGUUUCCCUUCCAUGCACCCCCUACUGGUGAUAGCCGGAAAAUUUAAAUCCUGGUUUCAUCGAACUCGUUGAACUUCCAGAAAACUGCUUAAAAAAAAUCAACUGCUCGCUCGCUGUAAAUCCUACAUUUAUCAAAUAAAAUGUCGUAUGUUUCUGUUGUCAUAUCCUUCAUUCGUUCGACUACGAAGAGUAAAAAGAAAAAAAAAAGAGAGAAGGAGUGGGUGGAUGAGGGCACAGUCAUUUAAAAAAAGAGAAAAAAAAACUGAGCAGAGCGCAUGCGCCUGAUUUGAAGAGAAUACGCCAUAUUGAAUUCCCGUAGGAAUCACGGCAUUCUUGCAGCUACGAGGGCCAGUUUAUUAAUGGUCCGAAAUUGACUUCAUGUUUUUAUUCCGCCUCGUUCUGUGACACCGAAUAGAUCAGCGAGUCUCGUCGGAACCGGUACAGCGGCGCAGAUUCAAAACGGGCUCGCUAACGACAGGUUACUUGUCGGGGGAGUGGGGGGUGGGGGGUUUACCAGGCAGAGGAGUUGAAUGGAUCCGAGGGUAGCUUGGAUUCAGCCGGAGCAGAAAGGACCUGCGAACGCCUUAUGGAUGCAAAUCUGGGAGACCUCUCAGGGAGUACGGACGCUCUCCGCUCACACUCGGAACCACAGCCGGUGUGUGAGUUAUGCGGCUUUGAUGGCUUUGAAUAAUGUGGCGGCCGCGGCGGCAUCGUGCAAGAGCGCCUGCAGCCCGAGCAACGGGAACGUUACAGGCAGCCUGAGUAACGGCAGCAGCCAUCACAGCAUCAUGAACUGCCCCGCACGCAGCGGCGGCGCGGCCACCUCCACGCAAGGGACACCGGCGACCAACGGGACCGCACAAAGCUCCCUCCCGAUGGCGAACGAGCCGAGCGGGGCCAAAAUCCCGAUCCCGAAGACGGGCUCCGUCUCCUCGUCGUCCUCGCAGGAGUCGGGGACAGAGAGUCCCGUUUCCAGCAGCUCGCUUCCCGAGAGGACUUUGGGUGGAAACGUGGGGGGCGACUACAACAAGAACGUCGGCGGCGCCGGUCUGCUCCUCGGCUUGAGCGACGGCGCGGAAAACAACGCGAACCUGUACCAUCAGCAACAUCAGCGCAGCCCCGAGGAGCAUCCGGCUUUUAAUUUGCAGCAGAUCUGCGCGAAGCAGCAUCAGGUCCACCACUCUGCCGUGCCCGUUAAUCACACACACAAUCUCCACCCGGGCCGGAGGAAAAGUGACAACAAGGCGAGUACCUAUGGGAUGAAUUACCUGCUUUCGAACUGCACUAAUGGGAAUCAUGUGAACAAUUGGACGCCGUGGAAGAAGAGGAAAUACAGCUCAGGAGUGCUUGGACUCCACGAAGAGGUGAUGGACUUUUACAACUUCAUGUCCCCGCGACCUGAAGAGGCAGCUAUGAGGAAGGAGGUGGUGAAGCGAAUAGAGAUGAUCAUCAAGGAGCUGUGGCCUACUGCGGAUGUUCAGAUAUUUGGCAGCUUCAGCACAGGGCUCUACCUUCCAACAAGCGACAUUGACCUGGUGGUGUUAGGGAAGUGGGAGCGCCCUCCGCUUCAAGAGCUAGAGCAAGCUCUACGGAAACACAAUGUGGCCGAACCUUUCUCCAUUAAAGUGCUGGACAAGGCUACAGUGCCGAUCAUCAAGCUGACUGACCAAGAGACCGAGGUCAAGGUGGACAUCAGUUUUAACAUGAAAAGCGGGGUGAAGGCGGCAAGCUUCAUUAAAGACUACUUAAAGAAGUAUCCUGUGCUGCCUUACUUGAUCUUUGUGCUGAAGCAGUUUCUGCUGCAGAGGGAUCUGAACGAAGUCUUCACUGGGGGCAUUAGCUCUUACAGCCUCAUCCUUAUGGUCAUCAGUUUCCUACAGCUCCAUCCACGUAUCGACGCCAGAGACCCCAACCAGAACCUGGGCGUGUUGCUGAUCGAGUUCUUCGAGUUGUAUGGCCGCCAUUUCAACUACUUGAAAACAGGGAUCCGCAUCUCAAACGGAGGUGCGUACGUUACCAAAGAGGAAGUGAUGAAGACCAUGACGAACGGAUACACCCCAUCCAUGCUCUGCAUAGAGGACCCACUGCUUCCAGGUAACGACGUGGGGAGGGGUUCUUAUGGCGCCAUGCACGUAAAGCAGGUGUUUGACUACGCCUACACGGUCCUCAGUCACGCCGUGACGCCGCUCGCCAAGUCCUACCCCAAUAAAGACUGCGAGAGCACGCUGGGGAGGAUAAUAAGAUUAACCCAAGAAGUCAUUGAAUACAGGGAGUGGAUUAUUAAGAAGUGGGGAGGCAAGGACUCAUCGCAGACGGACAACAGAGCGUCUUCUCCCAAGGAGCCCAUUUCGGAGCAGGAGUCCUGUGUGCUGGGUGUUGGUAUUGUAGGUCCUGAGGAUCAGCAGAGGGACUCUGCUUCACCUCACAGCGCAGACUCUCCCAUGUCCAUCUCCAGCCCCAAGCAGCACUCAUCGGCCUCAUCCGUUUCCUCGCUGUCUGGCUCCGACAAUGACUCUGACUCAGCGUUGCCAUACACCCUCCCUCCUCCGACCCUGUCGGCGUACGCGUCGUUCCCGGCGCUCGGCCUUGCCCUGCAGCCAAGCAUCCACCUGGGCACCGGAAAGCACGGCAUGGGAGGACGCCAUCUGCUGCUUCCUCCGGGUUCACAGGCUCACGUCUCGCUACCCAGCGGUCUAGCAAUGCACUCCAUGCCUGGCAGACAGGUGUGUAUGGACACCGGACUCCCCUCCUUCUACCACAUGCCCCCCCCAGCCCAUGCUCAUACCCCUGCCCCCUCCAGCCCCCAGCCUCCGCUCAGCCCCCACUCCAGCCACACACACAAGAGUGGAACAAAGUUCAACGUGAAGGGCUUCCACAACCCGCCGCCGGUGAACGGAGCCGCCCUGGCUAACCGCGGACACACACAUGCGCAGUAUCACCGCAACUCGUGGACGCGGCGCAGGAAGAGGGACAGCCUGCCCGUCAGCCUCAGCAGAUAGAAACCACUGCUUCUUCCCCUUUAACCUUCUCUCCCUCUUUUUUUUUUUUUUUUGGUCUCCCCAACUUGACACCCCUAAACGGGACAGACGGACGGAAAGAGGGAUCAGAGACCAGCUGUUCUCACUUUUUUUCCUUGGAGCAGCAUCCCUUUAGAUCCGUAUCGUCCUCCGCUCUUCUUUUUCGUUUCAGUAUUAUGUUCCUGUCGGUGUUGUCACUUUUUUUUUUUGUUGUCGUUUCCGGCGGUGACGGCACUACCUCUCCAACCCUUUCGGCAAAGCCGCUUGUGGUUUGGUGUUACACUUUUUUCUUUUUUCUUAUGUUUUUUCUCAGCACACUUGAGCAGUUUUUUUGUUUUGUUUUUUUUUUGUUUUGUUUUUUUUGUUUGGUGCAAUAAUGUUUUUUCUUUUCAAAAUUAAAGCUGUUAUUUAAUUGUGUGUGUGUAUAUGUAAAGGCAUUUUUAUAUUUUUAUUUUUGUAGUUGUAAAAUUUUGUUUACAAAGCGUCUCCCCGGGCAACAUCUGUGGAGGCUUAGAGCGUGCAUCUCUGUACUGACAAAGUUGGGAUGGACCUGACUUUAAACUUUAAACCCCGCCCCCGCCCCCUCCUCCUUUUUCUUUUUUUUUUUUUUUCCUUCAAAUGUGUUGAUCUUCUUUAUUUGGCAUCAAUGUGGAGGUCAAAGAAAGCUUUGAUUGCAAUAUUGUCUGUUUUUCAUCCUACUUCCCAUUGAGUUUCAACCUCGGAAGUUUUGUCGAUGUGAUAAGAUUGUGCAUAUCUUCCUUCCACUAAAUCUUUUACACAGGGGAUAAAGGGAGGGUGGGCGGGAUUAGGAAAUGCUUCAGCUCAGCUUACUUGAAUUGAAAGAUCAAGAGUCUCAGUAAUGGAUAUAAAUCAGUGCAGACCGACAAUAUUAAGACACACAGCAAUGAGGUUUUCUCCUUUUUGGAACAAAUGGGGGGAGAAAACAAAAAGAAAGAGGAGGUGGGAGGAUGAGACCUGAUGGGAGUUAGUUCUUCCUGAACCAAGAACUCUUAAGAAAGGGAAUUAUAUUUUGAUUCCAUUCAGGAAUCUGGUGUAUAUUUAAUUGCCAGGUACUUCCGAUAAUUGUUUGCAAUGCCUUUCUUUGUGUUUACGCGGAGUGUGUGUCUGUUUUCUGCGAACACACACACAUAUACAUAUACGCUCAAUCAGGUCUGUGGAAGACUGAGCAGAACUGGUGUUAUUACUAUGCAAAAGGAUUCCUCUUGAUUAUCGUGUCAACCGUUGUACGUUCCCAUGACUACACCGCUUCAGACUGACGCUCAGGCUCGAGCCAACUCAUGUGAACUCCGCCCCCCUCCCCCACUUUUUUUUUUUUCUUUUAAAUGAAGGCCCUUACGUGUUCUGAAGUCUAUAGUUUUCUACAUAUGUCAUAAAUACGGACUGGGGAGAGUGGUGUUUAUGCCAGCGACUAAGUCUUGGGUUGGUGUAGUGUGUGACGUAGUUUAAAAAAAAAAAAAAUGUGUGUGAGAAAUUGAUAAUUUUUGACUUGCCAUUGCAGGUUUUUAAUCAGAAAAAAAAAAUAGAAAAAAAAAAUUACACAAAAAAAAAAAAAGCCUGCGGUAGUGCGCCCGGAGAGCGGCUUGCUCUCUUGCCGGCGGCACUUUCAACAAAAGGGGUCGCCAAAGUGGUCCGAAAAACAAUUCUUGAGUUUUUACUGAGAUUUUUUCCUUCAGCACUGUUGAAACUAUUUAUUUAUAUGUUCUUGUUUCAAAGAAAGCUCAGCAACUCUAAUCUGUCGGUCAAAACUGCAUCUGGCGUCCUAUUUUUGUUACAUUUAACCAAAAGUUUAAAGGAAAAAAAAAAAAA
Molecule: messenger RNA, 8757 nt
Organism: Poecilia reticulata (guppy)
Lineage: Eukaryota; Metazoa; Chordata; Actinopteri; Cyprinodontiformes; Poeciliidae
Gene: tent4a
Product: terminal nucleotidyltransferase 4A
Biological process (GO): polyadenylation-dependent ncRNA catabolic process; RNA 3'-end processing
Cellular component (GO): TRAMP complex; nucleolus
Molecular function (GO): poly(A) RNA polymerase activity; mRNA binding
Source: RefSeq, a predicted model, not a curated record